AUGAUCAGUUUUUACGAUAUCAAGAAUGUGUUAAGUUGGCGAUCGAUUCAGCCUCACCUAUGCACGCUGGCCGUGGCUCUAAGUUUCAACAGCAGCUGGCGAGCACCGCGCGAUGCCUUUCGCUAUGGAGGCAUAACCAGUGCGUUGGUGACGACAGUUGCCGCGUUGCUUAUAGCGCUUCCUGGUGUAUUACUCCAACUAGCUGUAGGGCAACUGAGCCAACAAGACGCUGUGGGAAUAUGGAGGGCCGUGCCGUUUUUCAAAGGUGUUGGAUUUAUUAGAUUGCUGAUAUCAUUUAUAGCCGCUUUGUAUACGGUCAUAUAUAUAGCGAUAUCUAUCACCUAUAUAUUUUACAUACUUAACAAUCCUAUUACCAAAACUGAGUGCUCAGUUGUUUUAGAGGCACAGGAAGGCGAUGUAGACAUUGUUAACAAUGCAACGAGCUGUUUAAAUGAAACAUUUUUGGCUCCUAUUGGUGAACAGCCAGAAUAUUAUAUAGCACUGGCAUUUAUUGUUAUAGCGCUUUGGAUACUGUUUCCUUUUAUCCUUUACAAUCCAGUAAAACUUAUGAAAAGGUUAUUUUAUGCUUUUGGAUUUCUCGUUCUCUUGCUGGGUAUCAUUAUAUGUUCGUACGUCGGGAAUAAACGAGAGGUUUCAUCAAUGGCCAAUAGUAGUGAUUGGGUUAACCUCGUGCGACCGGACAUUUGGCAAAGCGCGAUGGUGCAAGUUCUACUGUCCAAUCAGAUCGCUGGGGGCUACCUCGUUUCUUCUGGCGAUUCAAUAUACGCUAACACUAAUGUUCAAUGGACUACGUUAACUGUUGUUGGCGCGAAUGUUCUGUUUGGCUGGCUUGGUAUACUAUUCUGGUUCGCGGUGGGAGGUACCGGCGACAAGGAGACAAAUAGCUUGGCCUUGAUUGUCCAGAUCUAUAAGGUAUCCGCCGAAAAGAAUUUAGGCACCGUGUGGACCAUACUCAUGUUCUCUAUGAUAUCGUUCUCAGGAAUGAUUACAAUGCUAACAUUAUUAUAUCCACUGUACGAUCGCUUCCGUCGUGUUGGAGGCCACAAGUGGCGACACAUAUCUAUGGGCAGCUCCGUGUUAGGCGCUGUGGGGGCUCUCGCAAUGUUUAUGAUUGGGCACUCUGCUCUGGCGUUGAUGGAAGAUGUCGUGGUGCCUUGCCUCGUGGUCAUAACCACCGUGGUAGAAAUUUUUGCCUUCGUGUUCAUUUACGGAUGGAAAGCGUUAGUUGAGGAUAUCGAGUUCCUCCUUGGAAGUAAGCUGCCAAAGUGCUGGGUGUGGGGCUGGUGUUCAGUUCCUGGUAUCAUAACGCCGAUUAUGCUUUGGUGGAUCGUCGUCUGCUUUAUAAACAACCCGGAAUGGCUCGAAGCCCCGUGGGAGUCAGCAGGCAUCGCCGCAAGCAUCAGUGCAGUGUUUGUCCUGUUUUUCGUUUUUGCUGCUAUAUCAGUAGCGAAACAAGUCCAGUAUGAUCUUUUGGGGAAGCUGAAGUCAUCGUUUAGGCCUUCUCGACACUGGGGGCCUCGGGACCCGAUCACUCAUCACUACUGGCUAGCUCGGCGGGAGGAAGGGGAUCGGCACGUGCCUCGAAUGAGAUUCCGUCGACAACAACUGGGAGAACUCUCCGGAAUUUCGGGCUUUAGACAUAUACGACCACAAAAUAAGAUUCCUGCAAGAUCUGGAUACAAAGUUCGUUCAAACUCUGAUGAUUUUAUGGUUAUUUCUAGACGAAAUUUAGUUGCGGAGCUAAAUCAAUGCCGUUCAGAGAGUAGAAAGCGUUCGAAAUCUUUGGAUUGCGAUUCAACACUUAGAAUAAUGUUACAAAAUAAAUUUCACAAUUGGAUUUGUAGUUUGACUUCCGGUGAUUCUAAAUCGUCAGGGCAAGGAAAUGAUAAUAACAAUAUCGUUAAGGACGGCCUUGAGUGAUUCGUAGCGUAUAUAA
Pararge aegeria (speckled wood butterfly) is the source of this 1957-nucleotide messenger RNA. RefSeq names its product sodium- and chloride-dependent neutral and basic amino acid transporter B(0+)-like. The transcript is spliced from 10 exons. Gene Ontology annotation, cellular component: membrane. Lineage: Eukaryota; Metazoa; Arthropoda; Insecta; Lepidoptera; Nymphalidae. The record is from RefSeq and is a predicted model, not a curated record. Bases 1 to 1941 code for a protein of 646 amino acids. Gene Ontology annotation, biological process: sodium ion transmembrane transport.